CAUAAACUUUGUCCAUGACUAAAAGAUUUCCAGCUGAGCUGAUGCUCCUGUUUCCUCCUCCUCAUCUUCCUCUGCAUGUCUUCCUCAGAGACGGAUUGAUCAGCAAGGAUGAGAUGGUGGCGUAUUUCCUCCGGGCCAACCCUCUGCUCCAGUGUAAGAUGGGACCAGGAUUCAUUCACAACUUUCAGGAGAUGACCUAUCUGAAGCCAACCUUCUGUGAACAUUGUGCUGGAUUUCUCUGGGGAAUCAUCAAGCAGGGAUACAAGUGCAAAGACUGUGGUGUUAACUGUCAUAAACAAUGUCGGGAACUGCUGGUUCUGGCCUGCAGGAAGCUGAUUGGCCCAGGCUCUGUAAGCAGCGGCUCUCCAGCCAGGCUGACCCACAGCUCUCUGCCCAACAGCCCAACGCUGCCCACCUCUGACUUGGCCACAACAAUGAAGGCCGGGAGCACAGGACCUCCAGGACCACCAGGACACAGGGAGCAGGAGGUUCUUCUCACUGGGGAAGACCUUGGGAUGCUUCAAGUCCCCAUUCAGGACUUGAAGUUAUCUCACCCUUUCUAG
Molecule: messenger RNA, 563 nt
Organism: Poeciliopsis prolifica (blackstripe livebearer)
Lineage: Eukaryota; Metazoa; Chordata; Actinopteri; Cyprinodontiformes; Poeciliidae
Product: ras guanyl-releasing protein 3-like
Exons: 4
Coding region: 15-563 (182 amino acids)
Biological process (GO): protein phosphorylation
Molecular function (GO): ATP binding; protein serine/threonine kinase activity
Source: RefSeq, a predicted model, not a curated record